Molecule: messenger RNA, 972 nt
Organism: Penicillium salamii
Lineage: Eukaryota; Fungi; Ascomycota; Eurotiomycetes; Eurotiales; Aspergillaceae
Source: the annotation of a GenBank genome assembly
AUGACCGCCAUUCAUCGGACCCUUCGUCUUUCGAGACCCCGUUGCCCUCCGAUUUCAUUUCAUCCACGCCAUCGAGCAGGCCCUCGCGGCUCUUGUCAACAAUAUGCUACCGCGGCGGCUCCAACUGUACCUCACUUGACGGUCCGUGAUGUUAUUGACUCUCAUCAACGGCAUCAUGUUCGCGAUGUGCAUGCUCAGCUCCAAAACCAAGGAAUCCUCAAGAUCACACUCAACUUUUGCGACAAGGAAAGUCAGUAUUUGGAAAAUCUUAUCAAGGGCCUCGGAUCCAACCACGGCCAUGGCCCUCCUAUCACACACAGUGCCAGCCGAGGAUGGUACUGGGAUGUUCGCCCCAGCAAGGAUACAUUGCUUCCGAUGAGCACGCAAGCGAGGUCAGAGACAAUGCGAGAGUUUCCAUGGCAUACAGACUGUAGCUAUGAGCAUAAUCCUCCGGAGUACUUUGCCCUCCAAGUCUUGCAGCCGGAUCGAUGUGGUGGGGGCACUCUAUCAGUUCUGAAGAUUGAUCACCUCACUCGAUAUCUCUCUGGAGCUGCAAAAGCAGCUUUGUUCGAACCAGAAUUUCGGAUAACGAUACCUCCCGAGUUCGUAAAAGAGCCAAAUAAGCUGCACAUCUUGGGCAGCAUUCUCAGCACUGAUGAGGAUCAUUCGACAUUAAUGCGGUUUCGAGAAGACAUUGUCACUCCAGUGAGUACAAGAGCGGCCUCUGCUUUGGAGGAACUGAAGGAUGCACUGAAGCAUUUGGAAGCAUCCUCCCAGGCGGUUCUGCACUUGGAGCCAUCUGUAUUGCCGGAGAAUUCGAUCAUUCUGUUGAAUAAUCGGCGAUGGCUGCACGCACGCAAUAACGUCAAGGAUCCUAGAAGACACUUGCGUCGUGUGCGAUGGAGUGCAGUUCCUUUCUCCAACAGUAUAAGCAGUGGGAUGAUAGCGGGGUCAGAAGGAGAAGAGAAAUAA